This is a messenger RNA of Aegilops tauschii subsp. strangulata, 582 nucleotides long. RefSeq lists its product as uncharacterized. Gene Ontology annotation, molecular function: DNA-binding transcription factor activity; DNA binding. Gene Ontology annotation, biological process: regulation of DNA-templated transcription. NCBI's taxonomy places the organism in Eukaryota, Viridiplantae, Streptophyta, Magnoliopsida, Poales, Poaceae. The record is from RefSeq and is a predicted model, not a curated record.
AUGUCGAUGCACAUCCUCAACGCUUCGGAUUUUCACGGAGUCCGCGAGCGCCCCUCCGUCGCCUUCUCCGCCGAGAUCUUGUUUGGCGAGAAACGGCUCAUCCUCGGCACCUUCGACACCGCUGAGCAGGCGGCCCGCGCGUACGACGCGGCGGCGUGGCGCCUCCGGCGGCCGGGUCGGGAGAUGAAUUUUUCUGAUGUGUCGAGCCAGCGGGCGCAGGAUCUGGCGCCUCUCCCACGGCUUUUCACUGACGAGGAUCGUCGCGUCCAUCGGAGGCGGAUGCGUCGCCUCGCCAUCGCCGAGAUGGACGUGCAAGCCUUGGUGCUAUGGCGCGAACGCUUCCCGCAGGACAUCGUCGACGAACGUCAGUUCUAUGAGCAGAGGAGGACGGAGAGGAAGGCCAGGAGGACGGAGCGAGCCUCCUAUCGGGAGGGCAAGCGUGCGCGGAAGCUGGCCGCUCAAAUGAGACUGAGGCUGCGAGAAACAUCGGGGUGGGACUUCACGGACGAGCAUUCUGCUGACGCCUAUAUUCAGACGUCGGAGGAGGACAUUACCGAGUCAGUGUCGAAAACCGAUGAGUAG